AUGGCCAGGAAGUCAGCAUGGCUUGGUUCGGCUCCGGAUGUCCAAGGAGACACCCAUGAAGACUCUGGGUCAGUCGUCGGGUCGGCUCGAGCAGAGCAAGUCAUCGUCCGCUUCCUCGUCAUCGGGCCCUGCACACAAGUUGAAGCGAUGGCCCUACACACAGGUCAUAGCAGCGACCACCCACCUCCCGCUCUUGAUGGUGGAGGGAUUACAGGCCGGUCUUUUGUACUUGACGACGUCAACAUGGGUUCCUUGGUUGGGGUUGUACCCGACGACCCCAGCCCGAUCGUGGAAAGGAGGAUGAGGUGGUGGGGUCUGGUUGGCCGUGCUGCCAUAAAUGCAGUCAUGACAAUGAUAACGACCAAGAUGAUUGCCCUUAUUUCAAUUCUGGACAACAUAUAUGAUGUCUAUGGCACAUUGGAGGAGAGUCAACAACUCAUUAAGGCAAUUCAAAGUUUUGCUCGAGAUCGAUUGGUGGAAUGCUAUUUCUGGAUCCUGGCAAUAUACUUUGAACCCUAUUAUUCUCGUGCACGAGUGAUAACGACCAAGGUGAUUGCCCAUAUUUCAAUUUUGGACGACAUAUAUGAUGUCUAUAGCACAUUGGAGGAGAGUCAACGACUAACUGAGGCAAUUCAAAGGUGGGAUGCGAAGGUUGUUCAUCAAUUACCAGAGUAUAUGAAGGAUUAUUAUCUAAAGCUAAUCCACACCUUUGAAGAGUUUGAAGAUUUAUUGGCUUCCGGUGAAAAAUAUCGCAUAACCUAUCUGAAGGAAGCGAUGAAAGAUUUAUCUGAAGCUUAUUUUGAGGAAUCCAAAUGGAGAGAUCAACAUUACGUACCAACUUUGGAAGAACAUCUACAUGUUUCCCUCAUCAGUUCAGGAUAUCCUAUGCUCAAAUGUGCUUCUUUCGUUGGAAUGGGAGAAAUAGCAACUAAGGAGGCAUUUGAGUGGAUUACUAGUUUCCCAAAGAUUGUCCAAGCUUCUGCAAUAAUUGCUCGUAUCAUGAAUGACAUUACUUCACACGAGUUGGAACAAACUAGGGAACAUGUUGCCUCCACAGUCCAAUGCUACAUGAAAGAAUACGGAACAAAUGUGCAUGUGGCAUGUAAGAAGCUCCAAGUUCAAGUUGACGUUGCAUGGAAGGAUAUAAACGAAGAGUGCCUCAAUCAAACUGCAUUCCCUGUUGCUUUACUUGAAAGGAUUACUAAUUAUGCGCGAAUGGCAGAAAAUAUAUAUAAACACAUCGAUGGAAACACCAACUCCUCUACGAAGACGAAGGAAUAUAUCUCUUUGUUACUUGUACAUCCUAUUCCACUUUGA
Messenger RNA from Musa acuminata subsp. malaccensis (wild Malaysian banana), 1317 nucleotides. The record is from RefSeq and is a predicted model, not a curated record. Lineage: Eukaryota; Viridiplantae; Streptophyta; Magnoliopsida; Zingiberales; Musaceae.